AUGGCCGACUAUGACGCCGCACGACGCAUCUUUUGCGUGAUCGACCCCGGCAAUGAGACGCGAGACCGCAUUACCAUCGACCUCUCCGACGUCGAGUCGGCCUGUCGUCAUCUCGGCGUUGCUCUCUCGAGCUACGAGCUCACACAAGCCAUGUACGACCUCGAUAUGGCCGGCGAUUUGGUUGUUGAGCUCGACGUCUUUGUCUCGUGGUGGCAAGCGCGCCUUGCGUCCAAGAUCGACGACGCGGCAAUGGCCGAGCCGGCGCCAAUCGUACGUCUCUGGGAACACGUGAUCGAGCUCGAUGGCAGUGUCUGCUAUUACGACUACACGACCGGCGACGUUGUGUACGCGUUGCCAGAUCUUAUUGCUAGCAUCCUCGCGGCUUACGAGCUGCCCGACAAGUCGUCGAUGGACGAGAAGCUCCAGUGCUGGUUCCAGCGCUUUGACAUCGAUCAGAGCGCGUUCUUGGACGUUGACGAGUGGCGCAGUAUGCUCAUCGCUCUGAGUCUUCCCGUGCCCCCGAAAGGAACGGUGCCUCCUACGAUGCGUGACGUCGCUGGGGGGUUUGGUGACGCGACACGAAUUACCUUUGAAAUGCUGCAAAAGUACUGGUACGCGCAUGCCCCGCAGCGUGUGCGGCGACGCCUCGUGGACUUUCCCGAGUGGACAGAGACAAUCGACGAGUGUGGUGCCGUGUUCUACACCAACGACCGCACUCAGGUCAUUCAGUGGAUGCCCCCCGCGCUACCUGCGCAACUGCAUGUCUUCUUGGACAAGUCCCCCGGUGCCACGAUCGAUAUCAAGAUCGAUCGGCUCUUUGCCUCUUUGGACGCCGACAACGACAUUUCGCUGAGCGCCAAGGAGCUGCAGUCGCUGCUCAAGACGCUAGGGUACACGGACUGGCCGCUUGGGCGCGUGGAAGCCGCCAUCCGUGCGCUUGAGCCCGGAUACGACCUGGCCUCGAAAGCGACCGUGCUCGCCUGGAUGCACAGCUGCAACAAGAAGGCAGUGUUGGGGGACUGGGAAGAGUACACUGACGAAAGCAGCGGCCAAGUGUUCUAUUACAAUCCGCUCACACAGGAGAGUCAGUGGGAGCCGCCGCAGGUGACGUCGCACCUUCAAGCGCUCCUCGACAAAUUUAGUUCGGACUCGACCGUGACGAUGAGAGACAAGAUGCGACGUCUCUUUCAGCAGUACGACACGGACAACACCGGCUCGCUGGACGCCACCGAGCUCAAGCGCGUAUGCGCAGCCAUGGGCCAAUCCCUCGACGAGACAGACAUGCAGGCCAUGAUUCGCGCGAUUGACACGUCGGGCGACGGGCUGGUCAGUCUCGAUGAGUUCCAAGCGUGGUGGCUCUCCAAGCAAGCCGUGGAUGUGCAGUGGGAAGCGCAACACGAGACACUUUCCCGUGCCGAUCACGUCCGGCAACUCUGUGCCACGUACUUGAAAGUCCCAAUUCCCAUCUUUUUGGCAUCGCCGUUCGAUUCCAACGCGAUUCCUCGUCUUGUGCAAGCUCUCGGCCGCGUGUGCCGUGGCAAAGCUCUUUUGGAAGCCUUGCACAAUCUGGACCCGGAGAGUACACAUGUCGUCGACCCCGAAGCUUUUGUGCAAUGGUAUCUCGCCUACGACACGGCGUGCGCAGCCCAGGAGAAGCGACGGCGCGAAGAAAAGCGGGCCCAAGAAGCCGUCGACGCAUGGAUCGAAUCCAAGGACGAGCAAGGCAAAACGGUCUAUAUCAACAGCCGCACCAACGAACGCGUGUGGGAAAAGCCAGGGAUUCAAGAGGCCAUGCAGACGCUCUUGGCAUCCGUUGGUGGCCACGACGUCCGCGCUAUUUUUCGUCGGUUUGAUGAAGACACAUCCGGUACCAUUGAUGCGGCGGAGCUCAAGCACCUCUUGAUGGCGCUCGGGCAGUCGGUCGAUGACGCCCAGCUGCCACAGAUUCUGGCUGCCAUGGACACGGGCGGUGACGGUGUCAUUUCACUCGAGGAGUUUACGACGUGGUGGGUCUGUAUGCAGCGGCGGUCGAUCGCGUCCCUCAACGCCCAAGCCCUCACAUCCCAAGUCAUCAACUACCACGCGAUGACCAAAGACUCGAUCCGCGCCUUGCGACACCUGUUUGCGCAAUUUGAUACGGACCACUCGGGUUCAAUUGACGAGAACGAGCUCAAGCACCUCCUUGCCCGGCUCAAUUGGUCGAUAUCCGACGCCGAGCGGCAUCGACUCAUGCAAGUCAUCGACACGAGCGGUGACGGACAAAUGGACUGCGACGAGUUCAUUGCGUGGUGGGUCUCGGUGCACCGCGAGCUCGAUAUUAAAAGGGCCGCACAAGCCAACGGCCAUCUCUUGGCCGACGCGAAGGCAGCUAGCGCCACUGGAAAAGAGGAUCCGUCCCUCUUGGCGUCUCUCAAAGCCAUCGACUUGAGCGAAGUAUCGUUUGCGAGUCUCAAGGACAAGCUCUCGGACUUCAAGUACCGCCUUCUCGCCCCCAAGCUCGGCGAUUAUCUGCCAGAUGAAACCGAGCCCGAGGUGUACGACGCCGGCCGCGUGCGCUUCCUCGGCACGAUCAAUGUCACUGCCAUUCACCCCAUCAUUGUCGACACGAUGCGGAGUCUUCUCGAUGACGUCGUGCUCGUCACGCCGCUUAUGCUGGCGGAUGCCGCGCAGCGCAUUCAGAAAAUGUACCGCGCCAAGCGGGCCCGUCGACAACUCAUAUUGACGCUCAACGAACGGUAUGUCCACCACAUUGACCGUGUCACGGGCGCGUCGUACUAUAUCAAUCGACUCACAAAAGAAGUUCGGUUCGACAAGCCAUCGCUGCUGGGCGAGCACGAAAUUUUAACGCCACGGACUGCGCUGCGAGAGAAGCACACGAAGCUUGCGCUGCGCCGGCGCCGGCUCUGGCUCGAACGCGUCAUGCCCACCAUGGCACUGCAAGGCCGGGCCACGUAUCGAACCUCGGCGUUCUUCAUAUACGACGUGCUCUGCAACGUCAAGCGGCGACUACAGAGAGGCGUGUGGCCCGCACUACUCGAGCACGACCAUGUCCUCGCGCAGCUGGUUGUUCGUCGGUACCCUCGCCAGCUCAAACGACUUGGCCCCCACGGCGACUACCCGCUGCAUUACGCCCUUCGCGAGGCCUUGCCAUCCGACGUGAUUAUUGCUUUUCUUCAAGCGCAUGACGAGGUUCUGUCGCUUGUGAAUGCGACGGGGCACACGCCAAUGCACCUCUUGGCACGGGCGCCCAAGAUGCGCCACAGUAUGCGAUUGUUGAAUGCGUUUUUGGACGCACCCCGGGGCAUCGAGACGUGCACGAUGGUGACACAAGCAACGCGCUUGACGCCACUGCACUUGGCGCUGCAGCACCACGCGCCAAGGGCAUUCCUUUUGCGACUCAUGACGGCGUGCCCCGGGGCCUUUCGCCUACGCAAUAACAAAUUCGAGCAGCCACUCCACCUGGCGGUGCGAAGCGCGCGCAAACCCUUCUCGCUGCGGCUCCAGAUCGUGCAAGACUGCAUCGCCCACGGAAGUCCGAUGGAACCUGUUUCCGAAAAUGCGUUCCCAUUGCACUUUGGCCUUGUAAACGGAGUGCCCGAAGGGAUGCUGCACUUGCUCCUCGACGUCCAGCCCAGCGCUGUGGCCCACGUCUACCGCCGGCUCUUGCCUCUCUUUUUGGCCAUCAAAAAAGGGUACCCGCCCAGUCUCUUGAUGCGCCUUCUCGAGAUGACAAUGACACAAGUACCGGCCGUGCAUACGUCCAAGGGCUUCAACCCGCUGCACUACGCGCUGCUCUAUCGCAUGCCGCCCUCGUUUGUACUGCAGCUGCUCGCGACGUGUCCCGCAUGGGCCAACGAAAUGACGAUUCGGAACGAGUACCCGUUGCACGUCGCUGCCAUGUACAAUGAUGAGAUGGCUGUCCUGAAAGCGCUUCUGGAAACUGCACCAUUGGCUGCUCGCCACAUCAACGACGCUGGCUGCCUUCCACUGCAUCUGGCGGUGCUACGCGGUGCGACUGCGACGGCCAAAGAGCUUCUGCACGCGUGUCCGUGGGUCCUUUUGCAAACGAUCCAAGGUACCAAGUACGACGCUCUCCUUCUUGCAGCGCGCGUGCGGGCCAAGUGGCCCAACAACAAGGCGCUCGUGGACCUCUGUCUCUUCCCGCCGCGAUUGGCGCCGGCGCGGCCCAAGUAUGCGCCCUUGGCGCUAACACCGUAUUUCGUGGCCGCCAACACGCGCCUGAGUGCCAUGCAGACGUUUGACACAUUGCACAUGCUGGAUCACUGCAGCACCGACGACUUGGAAGCGAUCGCGCGCAAGAAGCUGCGCGGCGCGUUCCACAAGCCGACGAAGGAGUGGGAUAUCGCCAAGAUCCUCGCACUCAUGGCCCGCAACCCGCUGGACGCGGCGGUGCAGCUGCGUAGCCUCCUCGCGCUCAACCAAAAGGUGUGCAAUUACGACGAGGCGGCGCGGGAAGCGUGCGUGGAGACAUAUGAUAUUGUACGCACGGUGCAGUACACAAUGUACGACUUUACGCCCAACGCGCGCAUUCAAAUCCUCGGGCAAGCGUGCUUGAACCACUUACUGCCGACGCCCUUUGCCAAGGCCAAGUACCAGAGCCGCGUGGACCCGCUGUAUAAGUUUUAG
Molecule: messenger RNA, 4647 nt
Organism: Saprolegnia parasitica CBS 223.65
Lineage: Eukaryota; Oomycota; Saprolegniomycetes; Saprolegniales; Saprolegniaceae
Exons: 13
Coding region: 1-4647 (1548 amino acids)
Molecular function (GO): calcium ion binding; protein binding
Source: RefSeq, a predicted model, not a curated record